CUCCAGUCUCCAGUACUAAUGCCCAACAGUCAGUUACUAUUCGACCUCUGGUUAAUUCACACUCACUCGUGUCUAGUAAAACUGAUUCAUAACUGAUAAUAUAGUCUCGCUGACAUCUGUUCAUAACUGAUAACAGGCGAAGAAUUUCUCUUAUCAAUCAGGUGAACCGUUCUUAUCAGUUACUCUAUCCUUUGCCGUAAGUGUAGUCGUGUUUUAUCUGUUACUUUGUAACUGUUAUCACUGCUGUGUGAGUAUUCGCGCGGGUGCAGAAUAUUGAUAACAGGCUGUCAACUGAUAACAGCGGUUGGGAACUGGUCUUGAGAACAAGGGAGUUGUCACACACUUGGGAUAUUUCUUUAUGUGGCUGGAACCAUCGUGGACUUUGCAUUGGAGGGAGUGAUGGAGUGGAGAUGCAGCUGCAGACAGCUGUUGUGGCUGCUAUUGGCCGGCAGCUGCUGCGUGCAGCUCAGCUGCGCAGCCGGGCUCAUUGAGUGGGGACGCAGCAACAAAAUAGAGGUCAACAUUCCCUGGCUGCCUUUUGAAAAUGAAACCCGGUGCUACGAUGAGCUGGGCUGCCUGAAUGUGACCAGGGACUGGUAUCAUCUGAUCUACCGACCCUUCAAUGUUUUCCCACUUCCCAGACAGGUCAUCGACACUAAGUUCAUUCUCUACACUAGAAAGAACCCAACUGAGGGUCAAACGAUAAGAGUGCAGUCAGAGAAGACAAUCAUGAAAUCAAAUUUCGAUCCAAAGAAGCCAACCAAAAUAAUCAUUCACGGUUUCAUCGAUACACCUCUUAGUUCCUGGGUCAAGGAGAUGAGACGAGAACUACUGAAACGAGCCGAUUGGAACGUGGUGGUGGUAGACUGGGCGGGGGGGUCUCUCCCCCUCUACACCCAGGCGACGGCUAACACACGAUUGGUCGGCCUAGAAGUCGCCUACUUUGUCAACUAUAUGAAGGACAAACACAAACUGAGCCCGGCCCAGGUGCACAUAAUAGGGCACAGCCUAGGCGCCCACACGGCAGGCUACGCGGGGGAGCGCAUCGCCGGCCUAGGGCGCAUCACGGGGCUUGACCCGGCCGAGCCCUACUUCCAGGGCAUGCCCCCCAGGGUGCGGCUCGACCCCUCGGACGCUCAGCUUGUCGACGUCAUUCACACCGACGGCACCUCUAUAUUCCUACUAGGUUACGGCAUGAGUGAACCGUGCGGCCAUGUGGACUUCUACCCGAACAACGGCCGCGAACAGCCGGGCUGUGACAUCACCGAGACCCCCCUGCCGCUCACCUUCAUCCGCGAGGGCAUCGAGGAGGCCAGCCGGGUGCUCGUCGCCUGCAACCACGUCAGAGCCAUCAAACUCUUCACGGAGUCCAUCAACAGUCGCUGUCCCUACGUGGCGCACCGAUGCUCCAACUAUAACCACUUUCUGCAGGGGCGGUGUUUCUCGUGCGGAGACAAUGGUACAGGCUGUGCAAUGAUGGGCCUGGACGUGCAGAGGAGUUCACAUCCUCCAGGUUCCAAAUAUUUCAUUGCCACUGGCAAAGACACGCCUUACUGCAGACGUCACUACCGGGUGACGUUAGACCUAGCACGGCCUCCAAGGGCAGAAGCGUGGGUUCAGGGGUUCAUGCGGGUUUCCCUGCACAGCGACAAUGGUGCCAUCAAAAACCUCGAUCUCACACCCAGGUUGCGAUUCGAGCACGGCACUUCGCGCAGUUUCGUGGUGACCCACCCGGAGGAGGUGGGCGAGGUGCGGAGGGUGGAGCUCUACUGGGAGUACGACAUGGACGUGCUGCAGCCACGCAGUCUGUGCUUCCUCUGGUGCAACGAUCACCUCUACGUGGCCAGUGUGCACGUUGCCAUGGCAACCUCGCCACACGGCGCCGCCGCCGUCAGAGAUAAACGAGCCAUCGAAGUGAACACAAAGCUAUGUAGCAGCGGCAACAGGGACUAUGCGGAUGUGCCAUCUAGAUCGUCGGUGGUGUUCGUCGACACUUGCACCAGUGCCAAGCGGACGAUUGGCGACGAAGUCAGUCAGUUGAGUCAGCAGAGCAUCAGCAGCAGUCAGCAGCGUCAGCAGGAACAACAAGAGCAGAUACAACAGCAGCAGCAGAAUUCCAUCCAGCAGACCCCUUUGCUGCUCUAGUCCCCCCCACCAACAAAUUCAAAGUGAAAAAACUAUCUACGAUAGAGAACAGGUUGGCGGCCGUCAGUUGUUAUUCAUAAGUAUGAUGCUAAUAUAGUUUGAAGUAGGCCGGCCCAAGUGCCACUAUAGCAUUGUUCACUCUCCAAAUGUGUUGAAAUUUCUCAACUUUUUAUGUAAAUAAGAGACUACAACAAAUGUGAAAACCUACGUCUAGGAAUACCGUAACAAUAUAAUAUUGUAACGAAGCCCUAGGAAGGAUUAAGAAACGCAUCUACCAAUAUAUUCGUUAGCUACCGUACAUUCUAAUCGGAAAAGUUAAGGCUGUGCAAAGGCUAAAAAUAAACUUUCUAUUGGUGAUAUUUUUCAAAGUUUUUUGAUUCGUAUACCAUCAAGCUAUCAAAAUAAAAAAGUUUUCUCAUGAAAACAUUUUAUUUCCGA
Nilaparvata lugens (brown planthopper) is the source of this 2583-nucleotide messenger RNA. RefSeq names its product pancreatic triacylglycerol lipase-like. Gene Ontology annotation, molecular function: protein binding; triacylglycerol lipase activity. Gene Ontology annotation, biological process: lipid metabolic process. The record is from RefSeq and is a predicted model, not a curated record. NCBI's taxonomy places the organism in Eukaryota, Metazoa, Arthropoda, Insecta, Hemiptera, Delphacidae.